This is a messenger RNA of Macrobrachium nipponense, 939 nucleotides long. Its product is annotated as SCAN domain-containing protein 3-like. The coding region runs from base 1 to 939 and encodes 312 amino acids. Lineage: Eukaryota; Metazoa; Arthropoda; Malacostraca; Decapoda; Palaemonidae. Gene Ontology annotation, biological process: DNA integration. The record is from RefSeq and is a predicted model, not a curated record. Gene Ontology annotation, molecular function: nucleic acid binding. The transcript is spliced from 2 exons.
AUGCAGUCAUCUCCCCAAGCUCAGUUCAAAUGGAUUAUGUUAUACCAGUGCCACCUAACAAAGUUUGUGAUACUUCGACCUCUUUCAUCAAAAAGAGCAGCUGAAGUUGUCUUUCAACUGCUCGACAUCUUCUUGCUGUUUGGUGCUCCUGCAAUCCUUCAAAGUGACAAUGGUUCUGAAUUUACAGCUCAUGUCAUCACAGAACUAAAAGAUCUUUGGCCAGAUCUCAUCAUAGUCCAUGGAAAACCAAGACAUCCCCAAAGCCAAGGUUCUGUGGAACGUGCCAAUGGGGACAUCAAGGAUAUGUUGAUUGCUUGGAUGUCAGGCAACAACACACAGGAUUGGUCCAUUGGUCUUCGUUUUGUCCAAAACAUGAAGAACUCCGGCUAUCACUAUCACUCAGGUAUCCAGCACACACCAUACAAAGCUAUGUUUGGUUGUGAUCCUAUUCCGUCACCACUUACAAGACGUGAGCGUGAGAUAACACAGGAAAGGAAGCGAGCAAGAGAAGCACAGCUCUCGCAAGCUGAGCGCAUGGUAAAGCGCAGCAGAUUAGACUCGAAGACAGGGGAAGUAGGAGAUAAUGUUGCAGUUCAUAUUCCUUUGGUGGAUAGGGGACGGGUGGGUGCACGUAAUAUCCUCGGUGUCAUCGUUGAUCGUGAUGAAAAUGACCUUUACACCAUAGCCGUUAAGAGUGGCAUAAUCAAGACCAAGUAUUCACGCAACCAAUUUGAUCUUCGUCCGCAGAAACUUCUCACUCAGUCUGAUGUCAAACAAGAUGAACAGGUUUCCCUUCGGCAGGCUUUGAAAUCUACAGCCACUUGUGGUCAGGGUUUCUUACAAUGCGGCUGUGGUAAAGGCGAAAAAAAUUGUUCUACAAAUCGUGUAAUUGUUACAAGGCUAAGCGCAAGUGUAACAGUCGACGUCAUAACAGUCUAA